Molecule: messenger RNA, 1200 nt
Organism: Mya arenaria
Lineage: Eukaryota; Metazoa; Mollusca; Bivalvia; Myida; Myidae
Product: orexin receptor type 2-like
Exons: 6
Coding region: 1-1200 (399 amino acids)
Biological process (GO): G protein-coupled receptor signaling pathway
Cellular component (GO): membrane
Molecular function (GO): neuropeptide Y receptor activity
Source: RefSeq, a predicted model, not a curated record
AUGGAUUCUUAUAUGCUUAAUCAGACGCUUUUAGCGACUGAAAAUAUAACCGAUAGUAUUCACAAACAUUGGGAUUAUUCGUCGGGGUCAAUUCAAAGGAAACAUUGCAAAAGUAGAUAUUCUAGUUUGGACAAUAUCGCAGACUGCUUCUUUCCUGAACCAGAAGAAUGGGUUCUGAUUGCUGCAUACUUCCUUACAUUUAUUUUUGGAGUUCUUGGAAAUGUUCUGGUUUGUUUUUCCGUUUGGCGGAACCGGGAAAUGCGUACAAUUACGAACGUAUUCAUGGUGAAUUUGUCCGUGGCAGACUUAACGGUAAUUCUUAUAUUGCUACCAACAGCCCUCGUCGCUGACGUUACUGAAACAUGGCUCCUUGGAGCAGCAAUGUGUAAAUUCAGCAUUUCUCUAGGGACCAUGUGUAUAUCAGUAUCCAUCCUGACACUUUGUGCGAUUUCAAUAGAGCGGUGGUACGCCAUCUGCCGUCCUCUUAGUUUCCAUAGCAACACCGAAAGAGCUCGCAUCACCAUUGCAAUGAUUUGGACAGUUUCCAUUUGCGUAGCAUUGCCCGAGUUUCUGGCCUCCACCGUGAUACCAUAUCGCCCGGACACAGUCUUUAGAACAAUGUGUUACCCGGCCUUGUGGAAGUUAAAUACCAUCGCAAUCUUCCAAAUCUGCCUCAUGGUGUUCCUCUAUUUCCUGCCACUUUUUCUGAUGGCCUGUGUUUACACCCACAUAGCUAUCGUGCUCUGGAAGAAACGGAUACCUUGGACAGCAGAUCAACCAGGUCUGAGGACUACGAAUCACCAUGGCCACUCACAGGCGAAUAAUCACUGCAGACAUACCGGCCGCGUGAAGGCGAUCAAGAUGUUGGUUGCCAUUGUGACAGUGUUUGCCCUUUGUUUCCUUCCUAACCACACACUCAACAUCCUCAGGUACACGCAGCAAUUGAAAGCAGUCCCGAAUCUGCGGAUGGUCGCUCUCAUCUCUCACUGGUGCAUGUUUUUCAACAGCUGCAUCAACCCAAUCAUCUAUAACUUUAUGAGCGAUAAAUUCAGAAAGGAGUUUCGUGUUGCAAUCGCACUGUGUUGUUUAUGUGGCGGAAACAGAAGGCAGAAUGUAUCCAGGGUAAUGUACCGCAUGACAGCGCUCCACACGAGAAAUGUCACCAUCCGAAACAGCAAAACAACAUCCAGUGGAAUAUAG